Messenger RNA from Cuculus canorus (common cuckoo), 3444 nucleotides. RefSeq names its product cilia and flagella associated protein 99 (gene CFAP99). NCBI's taxonomy places the organism in Eukaryota, Metazoa, Chordata, Aves, Cuculiformes, Cuculidae. The transcript is spliced from 17 exons. Bases 274 to 2136 code for a protein of 620 amino acids. The record is from RefSeq and is a predicted model, not a curated record.
GUCUUCUACGCAGACAGCCCUGAGCCUGUCCGCUUCGGGGCUACAAGCCUCUACCAGUGACACCGAGCACUACCCGACUGCGGGUUCAUUGUCUCCGGCCUGGCCGUUCCGCAACACGAAGGAGGACGAGCGGGAGAACUACAGCUCCCAGCAGUCCCUGCGCCCCGUGGCAACGGCGCCGAGCCGGGCGGCUGCCGCAGGCUCUCUGCGACUGGAGGGUCCCGCCGCGCUGAGGGAUACCGAGCUGCGGCGGGGGGACAGACAAGAUUCUCCAUGGUGAAGAUGGCCAGCCAUGGAAAACACAUUGCAAUAAUAGUCCAACAGCUUAACAAAUUUAACCCUGAAAAUCAGAGCGUGGAGGAUUUCUUGAAUGAAUCAGCUAAGAUGUUGCAGACUCUCAGUGAGACAGAGGAAAAAUUUGUGUUGGAUACACUAGCUGGAUGCAUAGAAUAUAAAUCCUUACUGGAUGUAGUAGUCAAUGCCUUUUUUGUUCUGGAUGGGAGAUACUGCCCAAUUUCUGAGCGUAAUCUCUAUGUAGUUAUUUGUUAUCUAGCUGCUUUUCAACUAGAAGAGCUCGGCCUUCAGCAGUUCAGCAGAAUUGUGAAAUCUCUGGAUGCUGCAAAAAUGCAAAAGUUUCUUAGAUUCUUCUUCAAUGCCUUGUAUUUGAACACAUGGAUAAAAGAUGAAUGGAGUCACUUCUACGAUUCACUGUAUGUGAAAGAGAACUGGAUUGAUCCACUGCUAAGAUGGCAGCCAAAAGUACAGAAACUGAUUGAACAGCUCACAGACAAAUCAAGUAAUCGUACAACCACGGUCAAGACUUCGACAGUUACUCAGCCAAAGGAAUUCAAUUUGACUGUACCCAAACCACGUGCCAUCCCUAUUCCUCUGCCAAUACCAGGACUGGAAAAAAGGAUACCUGUUCCUCCAAGCACUUACAAACCUCCAAAGGAAAAAAAGCAACUAGAGGAAAUCAAAACGAAAAAUCGCCAAAAAGCAGAAGAUCUGCUCCUGAAAGCAAAUGCUGACCAGUUCAGGUGUGCAACUCUGAAGUCUGAAAAGGGAGAGAACAAACACGACAGUAUGAAGAGCAGACCAGCAUUCCAGGCUCAAAAGAUCCAAAGCAAGAUUGACACUAUACCUAUUAAAUUAAAUGCUGCAGCUAUUUUAAGAGAGGGUGCCCUCUAUCAGCGGAAAAUGGAACAGGAGCUCAAGAGAAUUGAAGAUUUGCUACAAGGGUCUCGAGACCCAUAUGAAUUCUUGGAAUGGCAAAAACAGAUGCGUGGAAAAGAUUUGGAAGAGCAGCUGGCUGAAAUAGAGUGUAGGAGGCUUCAAGGGAAACUGAGUCAUGAAGAGGCAGUUCUAGCCCAUCAGAAUGUAAUUCAAGAAAAUAAGAAGAAAGCUGAUCUAACGAGAGAAGAGAAAGCAGAAUUGAUGCACCACUAUGCAGAGAAACGUCUACAAGAACAGAAAGAAAUGAGAGAGCUGGUGGAACAGGUCGUGGAAGGACACAAGAAUGCAAAACAAGCAAAAAUAAAGCUCCAGAAAUACAAACAGCAGAUAGUUCAGGAAGUUUCUGAAGAGAAUCAAGAACUUCUUCGGCAAGCUUUAGAAGAAGAAGAGGAGAAGCUUAGGAAAAGAUACGAACUAAUUCAACAAAUACGAGCUGUUGAGUCUUUACCAAUCCUCAAACACAAGUUUGUUGAUUUAACUGAGACUGGUGGCCAUGGUUUAAUUUGUGAAAUGUCAAUAGUGGAACUACGUGAACGUCUUGCUCUACUCAGAGAAGCACAAAAGGCAGCAGAGGAAGAGAAGAGAGACCGGAUAAUUCAUCAAAAACAAGCUAAGGAACAACUUCUUCUAGACAAACUGGACCAGAUUUCCCUGUUCAGAGCAGAACUUGGACGAGCAGCUGCUUUAAAGCAAGAAGAAAAGAAAAGAAAGUCCCAGUCUGGUGAAAGGCCUAUGAAAGAUGAACGCAUUUUAAACCUGCAGAAAAAGAUUGUAGAAAAAAGAAUGGAGCGUAAAAAGCAAGCAGGACUCUUAAAGAUUACCCCCCAGAAAUCCAGCAUCGCAUCAAGGAAGGACUCUUUGCAAUGGGACCGCUGGAAAGAAUUGGAAGAGAGUCAGAAAUGACAGUUCAAGGUCCUUCAAUGUGACUUCAUGGCCAGAGAAACAGCUCAGAAAAUGGCUGUCUAUGAAGCAGCAAGAAGUGGAGCCGCAGUCUGUAUAUUGCGCUCUGAAGUAAAAUAAAAUACGCUUGGAACAAAUUCAGACCUGCUGGAAAUCUCCCAGUGUGCCUAUUUACUACAGCGCUGAAUUUUAAUCUUUAUUUCAUCUUUACAGUAUGACUAGAAAAAUUUGGGUCAUACAGACAAGACAGAAUAUAAAUGUGUUUAUUUUUAAGCAAUAAUGAUACAUUAUUUUCUGUUAGAUCAAAAGCAUUAAGAAACCAAAACUUUACCAUUGGAGCUCCUACAGCAGAAUGGCAAAUGCCUGAGUAAGAGUGUUGAGAUCUCUGUUUCUGUUAUCAUUUUAUACCAUGCCACGGUUUGGUACUCCCAUCUUCCCAAGAAUAAAAACGAGGGCAAAACUCAAGCAACAUUUGUUUACAUGUGCAUCUUUUCAGAAGGCGUGGUCAGCGUGGGCAAGUUCUUUACAUGUUUUCUUACGUGACAGUAUUUUAUGUGUAAGAGAAUGACUAGUUUCAACACUGAUUUUAGAGGAUGAGAGAAAAAUUUUUCAGAAGGUUUAGAUGAUACAACAGCCUCCAGAAGCCAGAGUUGAGAUUCAGUGACCAAGACAGACCAUCCCUCAAUUUGCAGCUGUGAAUCUUUACAAUCUUUAAACAGUGGAAGAACAUAACAUUACUUAACCGACUGACAGAGCUGCUUCCAGAAAAAUUCAAAAUUCGGUUACUCACCUAUAUUUGUUCUCUAUGACAAUUUCUAUACUGUGUAAAACAGCCUUUACAUCACAAGGCUUGUUCUAGGCAGAAAGCCAAGGAAGAUAUAAAUCUGAAUUAAAAUCUGCACAGCAGUAAGACUGUGUAAUGUAUCCUAUUUUAACUUGAUGCCAGUUACUAAGUGUUUAAUUAUGGCUAUUGCAAAUAUUUAAAUUGAAGGAGACUGUCGCUGAUAUUGGAGUCAGGCAGCUGCUUUUAAUGCUCUCAUAACACUACAUUUCUCACUUUUUACUGAGAGAAGCCUAAUGGAAUUCUUUUGUUGCCACCUAGCUGCAAAGAUCACUUCCAUAAACUGAUAAAAUAUGCUUUAUUUUUCAUUCAAAGUAAAUGCUACAGUAGUCCAUGAAAGUAACAAAGGACUCAUGCUCACGAGGAAGAAUUAAGGAACGUAGGAGAAAGACAAGAAGGAAUCACAGCAGAUCUACAGAGAAGAGGCAACCAUGACAUUAUGUCUAUAGGGGAUUGUAUUAGCUUCAAAU